AUGUCUGCUCGUCAACUACACACUGGCUUUCCGGGCACUAAUACCCUGCAUUCGGAACAAUGUCGUGCCGAAAUACAACGGUUCGAGAGCGUACAUCCAUGUAUUUAUCAGAUUUACGACAUGUUGGAAUGCCUACCGCUACCGCCUGAAUACGCGCAUAUGAGGGACGAGAUUCGGGACCAGGUUGUUUGUAUCGAAGACGCGUUCGUUAAUAGCCAUGAGUGGACUCUCAGUAGAUCGGUUAGCGAGCUUCGACUGGGCGUCGUUGGUACGACAUCUUCCGGAAAGACGUCUUUGGUUCACCGAUAUCUUACUGGAACAUUCACUGCUGAAGAAAGUCCAGAAGGUGGUCGAUUCAAGAAGGAGGUGUUCAUUGACGGUCUCAGCCACUUGUUGCUGAUUCGUGACGAAGGAAGUGCUUCACCUGAUGUUCAGUUCUCCUUGUGGGCCGACGCAGUGAUCUUCGUAUACAGCGUGGACAACCAAGAAAGCUUUGAAAGAGUCCGACAUUUUUACAGCCACAUGAAUAAGUUUCGGAACGUAGCCGAAAUGCCGGUGCUGCUUGUCGGUACCAAGGACACGCUUUCGGAGAAGAAUCCACGAGUGAUAAGCGAAGAGGAAGGAAAGCAAAUGGCAAACCAUUUGAAACGUUGCGCUUACUAUGAGACCUGUGCAACUUAUGGGCUAAAUGUGGAGCGGGUUUUCAAAGACGCUUGUUGUAAGAUUCUCCAACAACGAACUCGGGCAUCCUUUAGUGGUAGCACACGUACACCCACGCCAACUACCCCUGCCACUCAGGACAAGCGAGACUACCAGGAGUCUCGGUUCAUGCAGAACGUGCUGUAUGGAGCAGUUUCGGCGCAGAAGACCCCCUAUCACCAACGCUCGAUGUCAUCUGCUCCUCUGGCCGAACAGUUUGUAGGAGGAUCGCGGAAAACUCACGUACAACAACGUGACACUUCUGGAAUAGUGGGCGCUCAACGUUGUGGUGACCGUGCUAUGUCUGCAUUUGUCGUGCCACCUGGAAUGCCUAUGCAAGCCCAAUUUGGGAGUCGUGCAAGUCAGCUGGACUAUCGAGGUGUCUCACCUUCAAACAGUCAAAAAAGUAUGAGCAAUGGCGUUCAUACGCGUUCAUCGGCUGCUCUGCUUGAUCCUGGAAGUGACUUGGGUGCACUAGGCUGUGGUCUGGAUGCACAUUCCCUUGCAAGUGCCUCUACCUCCCACCUACCUACUCCAUCAUCCACACCAACAACUCAACGAAAAAAUAGGAGGAUAUCUAACAUUUUCCAGCGCCCAAAGGAUGUUGAAGAAAAAACCAAGACCCAGAAUGUAAAUCUCGGUGGUGGGCGAGAAAUUCCAAUUAAGGAAGGUACAAUGCACAAACGAAGUACGAAGGGUGCUCUGAAUCGAGAAUGGAAGAAAAAGUAUGUUUGUUUGUAUGGAGAUGGUAGGCUGACAUACCAUCAUACUCAAAAAGACUAUCGUGAUAAGCCGAAUCAUGGGAAAGAGGUGUUUCUUGGUCUGGCUACGGUUCGAAUAGCAGGCCGACAGCGUCCUCGCAACACCCAACGCGGGGUGGCAAUCAAUCAGUUUGAGGAGAAUAAUGUGACGAAUUCAGUAAGCUCAGCCGCUUUGCGACCGUACGAACCGAGGAGGAGCGACGCAGGGUUUCGAAAAGGAUUCAGCACGACUGACCACAUUCACACUGUUUCGAAACUCAUCGAGCCGCUCUGUCUCACCUUCAUCGACUUAAAGAAGGCCUUCGACCAAGUUGAGACGGAAGCGGUCGUGGAAGCCUUGGACAACCACGGCGUCCCUACUCAGUACAUAAAGGUACUUCGAGAGUUGUACAGUAACUUCACGACCGGAAUUUCGCCAUUCUACAAGAACAUCAUCAUUGACGUGAAGAGGGGAGUCAGACAGGGUGAUACAAUUCCACCCAAAAUAUUCACAGCCACCCUCGAGAACGCAAUGCGAAAGUUGGAAUGGGACGACAUGGGAGUGAAGGUUGAUGGUCGGCAGCUACACCAUUUGCGCUUUGCUGAUGACAUCGUACUGAUAACACCUAGCAUCAGCCAAGCGGAACGAAUGCUGACCGAAUUCGACGAAAUAUGUGGAUGCAUCGGUCUUCAGCUGAAUCUACAAAAGACGAUGUUCAUGCGGAACGGAUGGGUCUCGGAUGCCCCAUUCACGCUCAACGGAACGAACAUAUCCGAAUGCACCAGCUACGUUUAUCUGGGUCGGGAACUAAACAUGAUGAACGACCUGACCCCCGAGCUGGGCAGGAGGAGACGAGUGGCUUGGGGAGGCUUGGGGAGCGAGAGCAUCGAGGAUGUAGUGAAGAAGACCAGGAACACCCGGCUCCGAGCUCACCUCUUCAACACCACCGUACUUCCUGCUUUGACCUAUGCUUCGGAAACCUGGGCAUUUCGCAAGCAGGAAGAAAACGCGGUGAGUGUCAUUGAACGCGCAAUUGAGAGAGUGAUGCUAGGAGUAUCCCGUUUCACGCAAGUGAGGGACGGGAUUCGAAGUUCUCUCCUACGUCGGCGAUCGAAGAUUAGGGACGCCGCCGCGUUUGCCAAGGAAAGAGGUGGAUCUGGCGAUGGUACUUCUGGAGGAGGAAGCGAUGACGCUAAGGAAUCAUCUCCUGCUGUUCAACUUACUCCACAAACUGUCGUUGGACAAAAGAAGAGAAGGGGAGGAAAUAGAAGACUUGGAUCGGCUGGAAAAGCAACAGAUGAGGACGAUGAGUGUUUUGAAAUUAUCACUUCGGACCAAAAACGGUGGGAAUUUUGUGUAGCAGCGGAGGAACGAGACGCCUGGGUCGCUGCAAUUGAGGAACAGAUAGAAAAGGCGUUACAAAAUCAAAUGAGUAAACCCAGCACCAGAGCAAGAGGAGAUAGGGAGGAGGUCCUUGCUUUGCGUCAACUGCCCGGCAACGAUAGGUGUGCCGAUUGCGGUCAGAUGUCACCAGACUGGGCUAGCUUGAAUCUUGGGAUCCUGAUAUGCAUAGAGUGUUCUGGCACGCAUCGUAAUCUCGGGUCACACAUCUCAAGAGUUCGAUCGCUUGAUCUUGAUGCCUGGCCAGUCGAGUUCUUAGCAGUAAUGCAAGCUAUUGGAAACGAUGCUGCGAACCGAUUGUGGGAACAUCACGCCCCCUCAGAUCGCCGACCUCAGCCGGAUAGUGCGCUCGAAGUUAAAGAAUCAUGGAUCCGUGAUAAGUAUGAGGCCAAAAGAUUUCUACCGUCACUUCGGGUAGAUGCUACUGUGGGUUCACAACUCAUUGCAGCAGUAAUUGCGCGCGAUGUCGCAGAAGUUUCGCUGCUCUUAGCGAGAGCAUCUCCAGAAGAUGUGAAUAGUACCGUCUCCGGAACCCGAGAUCGUCGAUCGCCACUACAUCUAGCCUGUAGUAUCGGUAGUCUCGCCAUCCUACAGUUGUUGUUGUGGAACAACGCUGACAUACAUGCACUGGACGAACAAGGACGAUCCGGUCUCUGGUAUGCUCGCAAUAGCGGUUUCAAGGAGUGUGCAGAUAUGCUGCUAACCGCAGGACUUGACACCAAUUAUGGCAUCCCAGCAGCAACAACCGAGUCUACCCACUCCCCUCCUCUCCUUGAGGGUACGGUGAUGGGGUCGCUGUCGAACCGUGAUUAUUCAUGCAUAGGGGACGAAGUUGUACUAAGGAGGGCGCCGCCACCAGUAGCCACUCCUGCAAAACGUUCUACGAAUGCCUUCGAUUUGCUACCAGCUAGCAUAAUUUAA
Necator americanus (New World hookworm) is the source of this 3762-nucleotide messenger RNA. RefSeq lists its product as uncharacterized. Gene Ontology annotation, molecular function: GTPase activator activity; GTPase activity; GTP binding. Gene Ontology annotation, biological process: activation of GTPase activity. The record is from RefSeq and is a predicted model, not a curated record. The coding region runs from base 1 to 3762 and encodes 1253 amino acids. Lineage: Eukaryota; Metazoa; Nematoda; Chromadorea; Rhabditida; Ancylostomatidae. The transcript is spliced from 22 exons.